Molecule: messenger RNA, 1305 nt
Organism: Lates calcarifer (barramundi perch)
Lineage: Eukaryota; Metazoa; Chordata; Actinopteri; Centropomidae
Product: olfactory receptor 52K1-like
Exons: 1
Coding region: 95-1042 (315 amino acids)
Biological process (GO): G protein-coupled receptor signaling pathway
Cellular component (GO): membrane
Molecular function (GO): olfactory receptor activity; G protein-coupled receptor activity
Source: RefSeq, a predicted model, not a curated record
UGUAAGGCAUUUAACAGGAACUAAUCAUUGUCUCUCUGUUUUCAGGCUGACUGAGCUAAAACCUUGGACCUGGAGGUUUUAGGAGGAAGGGAGGAUGUACAACGUCUCCUCACACAAACACUUUAUCCUCAAUGGCUUCAAUGAACUUGGAGCACUGAGGCCUGUCCUCUUCAUCCCAUUCUCCAUCAUGUUCAUUGUGUCACUGUUCGCAAACUCCCUGCUGAUAUACAUCAUCAUUUCACAGAGAAGCCUCCACUCACCGAUGUACAUCCUCAUCGCCAGCAUGGCAUUUGUGGACCUGAGCCUCCCGGUGUUUUAUGUCCCAAACAUGUUGCUGAGCUUCUUGUUUGACUGGAGGGAAAUCUCUCUGAUUGGCUGUCUGGUUCAGAUGAACUUCAUUCACUUUGUAGGAUCUUUUCAGUCCACAUUGCUGGUAUGGAUGGCUCUGGACCGUUAUAUUGCCAUCUGCCAGCCAUUAUACUACCAUGAACGCAUGGCUUUACCAAGAUUCCUCAAGUUUGUGAUCCCUCUUGUGAUCAGAAAUGUGUUCAUAGUCUUGUUGGUUGGGGCUUUGGCAGGAAGGUUGUCAUUUUGCCUCAGAAACAUGAUAAACAACUGUUUCUGUGAGCACAUGGCCUUGGUGGAGCUGGCCUGUGGAAGCACAGCCAUCAACAGUCUGGUGGGGUUGAUGUUUUUGUUCCUUGUUGUUGUGGUUGAUUUCUUAAUCAUCACCACCUCUUAUAUCAUCAUAUUCAGCUCUGUCCUGAGGUCAAGAACUUCAGGUGUCAAAGCUCUUCAUACCUGUGUCACCCACAUUAUGGUCAUCAGCACCAGCCUGACCAUUGUACUUAUCACCUCCCUGUCUUAUCGGAUCAGAAAUUAUCUCCCUGCAUCCAUUCAGGUUUUCCUCAGCACCAUGAAGUUGUUAUUCCCAGGCUGUUUCAACCCAAUCAUCUAUGGGAUUAGAACCAAAGAGAUCCGACAGCACAUCCUGAAGACACUAUUGCGCUGUCGCCUUGUCCAGACUGUGCCCCGCUCUUAAGAAGUGAAUAAAAAUGUAUAAUGUGAAAGUAAAAGUUAAAGUACAUCAAAAGUUAGUGACAAAAGGCAAAAUAAUCAUGGUAGGUAUAAAUUAUGAUUCACUGAGUCAAAAUCAUGAGAUACUGUAGUCUCUACCCAGGAUGAGAGGUGCCAGCCAGGAAUGGUGCUACAACACAAUCCAUCAAUCCAUCAGUACACUUCCUUCCUGUUAUCUGGCGUCAGGUCAUGGCAACAACAGACAAAGAGGGGUAUUCAGAUGCUCUA